AUGGAGAGUCUCUCCGAACCCAAUAAGCUGUCAGGGAAAUCUGCUUCUGAUUCACUCGGGCAUUCUGUGAUUGAGCACGUCUCGCAAGAGGCUUCACAGAAAAUUCAUUGUUUGGAUUCACAUGAAGAAGAACGUAAAGGGAAGAAAUUUUUAGAAGAAUCGAAGUUAGAUUCAGCUACCAUGGCUUGUGAUGCUUGUGAUGAUGGAUUUAACUCCUUUUCGGGGGUAAGCCAUCCUCCAGAACCUGUUGACGCUGAUAUUAUGAGGACAGUGUACGUCACCAUUGAUCAAAACAAAUCUGAUGUGGGUUGUUUGAUGAAAGGGCUGUCAGGAAAAGGCCCUUAUAUAGAAGAUCUCUCCAUCCGGGUUCCUGGAGUGAAACCUGAUGCGAUUCUUGUUUUGCCUGCAGAGAACUCUGUUGAGGAGGCCGACGAGUUGUGUGAAGUAUCAUCUCCAUUCUCUGUGCCUCGUGAAUCAAAAGCGGCAGAGACCACCUCUUUACACACGGAUUCUGAGGAGAAGGAAUGUGUAUGGGAUGCUUCUCUCCCACCGAGUGGAACUGUGAGCCCUCAUGGCAGCACUGAUAAUACUGGUCCGGGUACAUCUUUGAGUGCUAUUAACAGUUGUUGUACAAACAUGCACAGAAGUAAUGGAGUAACCGCUGAGAGUAUGCUUAGCAUUGAAAGAAACUCCGAGAGUGGAAAGGGUAGUGUUAAAGGAGAGUCAGUGGAGAGUGCAAAAACUAGUCUCAGCAGAGCAAGUGACAGCAGUGGCUUGAGUGAUGAGAGCAACUGGAGUAAUAUUACGGGAAGUUCUAGUAAACCUCACAAAGGGAAUGACCCCAGAUGGAAAGCCAUUCUUGCCAUUCGUGUCAGAGAUGGUGUAUUGGGGAUGGGCCAUUUUAGACUGCUCAAACGGCUUGGCUGUGGUGACAUCGGUAGUGUUUAUCUUUCAGAGUUGAGUGGAACAAGGUGUUACUUUGCAAUGAAAGUGAUGGACAAGGCAUCCCUUGCAAGCAGGAAGAAAUUGACCCGGGCUCAAACGGAGAGGGAGAUCCUUCAGUUGUUGGAUCAUCCUUUCCUUCCAACUUUGUAUACACAUUUUGAGACUGAAAGGUUUUCUUGUUUGGUAAUGGAGUUCUGCCCGGGUGGUGAUCUUCACACCCUGAGGCAACGGCAACCAGGAAAAUAUUUUUCUGAAUAUGCAGCAAGGUAUAGUCGAACUUCUCAUAUUUUUGUGUGGAUCAUCUCCUGAUACUAGCAACUAAACGUAUUAUUGACGCCUGAGGAAUACAUUAUUACAUGCUUCUUGGUUUCAAUCCUCUGGGCAGCAUAGUUGCUUCUACUAUUUUCCUCCAUUCUUCAUACAUGUUCCAUCACUAGUCACUCUUUGCGACGAAUCAGUUAUUUUUAUCUUCUUCUUGCCUACUUUUAUCUAAAUAAAACAGUGAACUAAAAAAUUCGAGUCUAUUGUGUUGUUUUAUUGACAAAGUUUGACCUAUAUGAAUGUUUCUUCCUAGUUACAUCCUCAUUGUAUUGCGUAAAGGACUUCCUCCAUCUAAACGAACAAUGUACACAUGGUGUAAUUUAUAUUGUUGAGUUGGCUACCUUGCAGGAUCUAUGGAGACUGACAAACACACCUCCCUACACUCCGAUUUUUUAGCCCUAUGUUCAUUAUGUCCUCCUGUCUUGAUUAUUACAUGGAAACUGGUGUAUGGUUGGGCGAUAGUUUUUUUGCACAGCAUGAUAUUUUUCUCUUUUUACCCUUAUCUUAUAUUUUCUACUAGUCCCUUAAUAACCGGAGGAGGGAAGAUUUCUUGGUCUGUUGGGCUGGGAGGCAGUGAUUUAGUCAUGCAAUUGCAAAUAUUUUUCGUAUUACAUAUCACCGUUGUGAGGUAAUGAACCCCGCAUUGCAAAAUUUGCUUUCUCGAGAAGGUCUAAAAAUAUGGGUUAAGCCUGCUUGAUGUAAAGAAAAAGUCACGACGCAUUUAUUCACUGAGUGCCCACAUGGAAAUUGUUUCUUUGAAAAUGAUCCGCACCCUGCCAAGGACAAGAAUUGUGUAGUAGUACCGGAAACUUGCCCCCCUUAGAGAGCAUGCCCAUCGAUCUGAGGUGUUAUUUGGGGUCUUAGGGCAGAUGGGCUGCCAACUAUUAACACCAAUUUGAUCUUCCAGACAUCAACGGUGGCAUAGUUCUCUUGAUAGUUGGAGGAGCUAAAAUGGGAGCGAAUGGUAUUUUCCUUCAGAAUUCAUGAUGACUCUUCUGUGGGUUUGAAAGAGUUUCUAUGCCAUCUUCCUGUAGAUUGCAGUGUUUCAAGUUUAUAUGAUCCACAUUUGAUGCUUCCUUCCAUCAUCAAUAAAGAAAAGGGAAAGAAAACAUAUGAUCUCAUAGAAUUAUGUAGACACUGAUUUGGCAUAUGAUAGGCAAGGGUCCUGGAGGAGAGCCGCCACUGAAAAUAUGGCUCAGAGGGACCUGUCUACAGUCUUUUGCAAGGUUCUUAAGAGCAUCUUUGAUCAUCCCAGGUCGAUAGGUUUGGGCGGCCGCGGAUUUGGGAAGAAGGGUACUGAGAAUAUGGCCCGUCUUCUUAAACGCUGACUUUUAGCCAGGAUUUGACUUUCAGUUGAUGUCUGAUGAGAGCCUGCUUAGUUUCAUCCUUCCUGUUUCCGGCCAAGAUUUUAACUUUUUUUAGUGUGGAUGGAUUAGUAGACGAUGAAUAGAGUAACAUAUUGUUGAACUUUUCGUGGGCAGAUUCUACGCUGCGGAGGUGCUGCUGGCGCUAGAGUACCUCCACAUGCUGGGGGUCGUCUACAGGGACCUGAAGCCGGAGAACGUCCUCGUCCGGGAGGACGGCCACAUAAUGCUCUCCGAUUUCGAUCUCUCUCUGAGAUGCACGGUCUCGCCAACGCUGCUCAAGAGCACCGUGGCAGACUCGAGCGCGGCCGGGGGCGGCGGCGGUAGCGGCUCUGCCUUAUGCGUGCGGCCGGCGUGCAUGGAGCCCUCCUCGGCCUGCAUCCAGCCCGUCUGCUUCAUGCCGAGGCUCUUCUCCCAGAAGGGCAAGGGCAAGAAGACCCGGAAGCCCCGGACCGAGAGAGGAAGCGGGGGCGGCGCCGCCGCCGCCCUCCCGGAGCUCGUGGCGGAGCCGACGGGGGCCCGGUCCAUGUCAUUCGUGGGCACCCACGAGUAUCUAGCCCCGGAGAUCAUAAAAGGCGAAGGCCACGGCAGCGCGGUGGACUGGUGGACCUUCGGUAUCUUCCUCCACGAGCUCCUCUACGGGAGGACUCCCUUCAAGGGCUCCGGCAACCGCGCCACCCUGUUCAAUGUGGUGGGGCAGCAGCUGAGGUUCCCGGACUCGCCGGCGACCACCUACUCCGGGAGGGACCUCAUCCGGGGCCUCCUGGUCAAGGAGCCGCAGCACCGGCUCGGCGUCAAGCGCGGCGCCGCCGAGAUCAAGCAGCACCCCUUCUUCGACGGCGUCAACUGGGCGCUCAUCCGCUGCAGCACGCCCCCGGAGAUCCCCCGCCCCCUCGAGCCGGAGCCGCUCCCGGCGAAGCCCGGUCGGCCGCCCUCCCCCACCGCCGCCGAGACCCUCAAGACCGGGGGUAAAUAUCUGGAUUUUGAGUUCUUCUAG
Molecule: messenger RNA, 3627 nt
Organism: Spirodela intermedia
Lineage: Eukaryota; Viridiplantae; Streptophyta; Magnoliopsida; Alismatales; Araceae
Source: the annotation of a GenBank genome assembly